This is a messenger RNA of Hyaloscypha bicolor E, 2379 nucleotides long. RefSeq lists its product as uncharacterized. Gene Ontology annotation, molecular function: nucleic acid binding. The transcript is spliced from 6 exons. The record is from RefSeq and is a predicted model, not a curated record. NCBI's taxonomy places the organism in Eukaryota, Fungi, Ascomycota, Leotiomycetes, Helotiales, Hyaloscyphaceae. Gene Ontology annotation, biological process: galactose metabolic process. Bases 1 to 2379 code for a protein of 792 amino acids.
AUGGCGACUGCGCCAAUGUCCGCAGCUACAUCUAGACUGUCGUUCGCGAAGGUAGCUGCAUCGGCAGGUAAAGACGAUGUAGCUCUUAGCUCGUUUACCAAAGUUACGACCUCGACAUCUCUCCGAGACCAGCGAAAGGAAAACACUCGGCUGCACGCCCAGAACGAAGUAGUAGACGGAUCGGGUCUACCGAAUGCAACAUCCGAAGACACAUCCGCAGUUACUUUGAAGAAGGAAUUUUCUUCGGGCGAGCCUAGCUUGAAGAUGAAGCCAGAAGAGCCACGUUCUGCGGAGCCUAGCGCCAGCGAGGCCAAACUUGGGGACGCCGUUCAGGCUUUGAGCGUCAACUCUCCCAUGCCGAGUCUUGUCGUGAAUGGUUCGGGGCUUGUAGCCAGUAGGAAUAAGGCAGAUGCAGUUGACGGAUUCUCGGAAGACCCCUUUCAACGUACAGAUUCUGGUUCUGAGCUUGGAACUAAACCACCAAGUCUGGACGGAAAGAGCAUCACAUCUGGGACUACUUUUGCGCUGGAUGAGAAAGAAUCUUUACGCCCUGAUGAUAGUGCGAGUGUCAAGGCUGCAGAGGAUGAUGAUACAUUCUCUGGGCGAGGUUCUAUAGUGGCAGGUUCAAGAAUUGGAUCCGAAGCUGCUGGUCGGGCAUAUCGUGCACAGUUCUAUGAAGCCCCUGACCGACGAAGUAUGCAACCCAUGCAGGAGCGUCAGAACCAAGGCAUUAGCACACCACAUAGUGGUUCUUCUGGACAGCAGACAACAGAUGAUGGCAAACCUAAGCCUCUCAUUGGAGCAACCGGAGCACCAGAAGCCUUCAGUCUGUUUUAUCGCCAGACCCCCGAUGAGAAGUUACUAGAAGCCCUGGAGUCUCCAAAGGAUAGAAUCUUCCUUCUCAGACUUGAGCAGGAUGUGAUUGAAUUUGUCAAGGAUUCUAAAGAACCUUUCAUUGACCUGCCUCCUUGCAAUUCAUUCUGCAGAAUGCUUACUCACAAACUUGCUGAUUACUAUCACAUGACACAUCAAGUUGAUUCCGGUGCUGGUGCCGUUCGGAUCUUCAGAACACCUUUCUGUAGGCUGCCGCCCUCUUUGACCAGUAUCUCCAACCCGCCAACCUCAGGCAACACCCCGCCCCCCACGAUGCCAGCAAUGAAAAUCAUGCGAAGGGGUGGCGAUGGUGACACUGGUCCUAGCCCUUCCAAAGCAACCUCGGAAACCGGCAGUGAUGGCAAAGAUAAAUCUCUCUCAGCGAAAGAAAAAUUAUCUCGAGAGGAAAGGGAGGCAGCUUAUAACAAAGCCAGAGAACGCAUAUUUGGGAAGGAAGAAAAAACCGGCGAUGUCACCCCAGAAACCGAAGAGGGAAAUGAGAUGUCUCGCUCGAGCUCGCUCUCAACCAAGGACCGGGCAAGCCAAAAUAAGAGACCUAAGCCACCCAAGCAGCGUAGAGACGACUCUGAAAGCUUCGAUGUCAGGUCCCAGUAUACACCGUUCUUCCCCCAACCGCAAGGUCCAACUUGGGCCCCAACUCAGCAGUUCGCUCCCAUUGGUCCCCAGCCAUUUAAUGGUGUUGUCCAAAACAAUUACCCAAAUCCGAUGCAACCUCAGUUCAUCCCCCAACCAGCUCCACAGUUCAACCCUGGUAUGCCAAUCAACAACAUGAACAACGGUAAUAUUCCGAUGUAUAACCCCAUUCCCCAGCAGUAUCCUCAGCCAAGUCAGCAACGCUUCCAACCUCACAGUGCGCCGAUCAGCGCUUAUGGGUCACCUGUUCAGUCACCUCCACUGGCACCCCAGCAAUGGCCUCAAUCGAAUCCUUACCAGAGCCCGUAUCAGACACAAGGACCCAUGCCAAGAGCUCCCCCGAAUUCGAUACCUUAUGCAUUUGGUCAGUUGCCUAGCACAGCGAAUCCAGCCGAUCCGAAGAGUCAACAUCCCAUUCCUGGGAGCUUCAAUCGCCACGCCUUCAACCCAAAGACACAAUCAUUCGUUCCUGGUAAUGGUGGCCUUCCGCUUCCUCAACCGAUGUCCCAUCAUGGCACUCCUCACCAUGGGUCUCCGCACCACGGCUCUCCCCAUCUCCAAUACAAUGCCUUCACUCCACCUCAACAACAGUACAACAAUGGAAUGGGGUACAAUAUGGCUCGGCAGGGUUCAAACAACUCUUUGCCCUCUUAUCAUGCAUCUCCUCACAUGGCUCAUCGGCCGAUGAUGCAUCAGGCUAUGCCACAAAGCCUCCCUCAGAGCAUGCCCCCUAAUUUGCCACAAGGCAUGCAAGGAAUUCAAGGAAUGCCGCAGAAUGGGCAGAUUGGAAAUCAUCUCCCCAACUAUGGUAAUUCAUCUACGCUCCCUCCCAAGCCACCAACUGGAGUUUAG